AUGACCAUCACCCUCCCCAUCCGUGUGUUCGUCUACGGUACACUCAAACGAGGAGAACCAAAUGCAAAAGUAAUGAUGGACACGGAAGGCCAUCAGCGAUUUUUGGGUGUUGGAAGAACAAAAACACCAUUUCCGCUGAUAGUCGCCAGCAAAUAUAACAUACCUUUCGUUCUGAACGAACCAGGAAAAGGAUAUGUGAGUUUUCCCUAUACUGUUCCUCUAAUCCUUGCGCCUUUAUACUGCUAA
Molecule: messenger RNA, 246 nt
Organism: Cylicostephanus goldi
Lineage: Eukaryota; Metazoa; Nematoda; Chromadorea; Rhabditida; Strongylidae
Source: the annotation of a GenBank genome assembly